CUCCGCGCUCAGAGGCAGGCAGAGGGCAGCACAUACAGCUGAGAGGAAACUCAGAGGAAGGAAUUGCCAAGAAAGUGGCCAUGGAGCUAAUCCCAAGCUUUUCCAUGGAAACCUGGGUUCUCCUGGCUACCGGCCUGGUGCUCCUCUAUGUAUAAUUAAUUUGUAAAGACAUAUUGCCACCCUUAUGACACCACCUUUAUGGCAGAAAGCAAAGAAGAACUAAAGAGCCUCUUGAUGAAAGUGAAAGAGGAGAGUGAAAAAGCUGGCUUAAAACUCACCAUUCAGAAUACAAAGAUCAUGGCAUCUCACCCCAUCACUUCAUGGCAAAUAGAUGGGGAAACAAUGGAAACGAUAUGGAACUUAUUCCUAUGGGUUUUUUAAGAAGUUGGGAGUUCCUGGGCCAAGACCUCUACCUUAUUUUGGAAACGUUCUGUCCUACCGAAAGGGUAUUUGUGAGUUUGAUGAAGAAUGUUUUAAAAAGUAUGGGAAAAUUUGGGGGAUUUUUGAAGGUAAACAGCCCGUGUUGGUUAUCACAGAUCCAGACGUGAUCAAAACAGUACUAGUGAAAGAAUGUUAUUCUGUCUUCACAAACCGGAGGGUUUUUGGUCCAUUGGGAAUUAUGAAAAAUGCUGUUUCUGUGGCUGAGGAUGAACAAUGGAAGAGAAUACGGACAUUGCUGUCUCCAACCUUCACCAGUGGGAAGCUCAAGGAGAUGUUCCCUAUCAUUAGACAGUAUGGAGAUGUGUUGGUGAGGAACCUGAGUAAGGAAGCAGAGAAAGGCAUGGCCGUCGACAUAAAAAAUGUCUUCGGGGCCUACAGCAUGGAUGUAAUUACUAGCACAUCAUUUGGAGUGAAUAUUGAUUCCCUUGGCAACCCACAAGAUCCCUUUGUGGAGAAUGUCCAGAAGCUCUUAAGAUUUAGUAUCCUCAACCCAUUUCUUCUCUCAAUAGUACUCUUUCCAUUCCUUAUCCCAAUCCUUGAAGUAUUAAAUAUCACCAUAUUUCCAAAAAGUGUUGUGAAUUUUUUCACAAAAUCAAUAAAAAGGAUAAAAGAAAGUCGCCUCAAAGAUAAUCAAAAGCCACGUGUGGACUUUCUUCAGCUGAUGAUUAAUUCCCAAAAUUUCAAAGAAACAGACAAUCAUAAAGCUCUCUCUGACCAAGAACUCUUGGCCCAAAGUAUUAUCUUUAUUUUUGCUGGCUAUGAGACCACUAGCAGUACUCUUUCCUUCCUUCUAUAUAUUUUGGCCACUCACCCUGAUGUCCAGCAGAAGCUGCAGGAGGAAAUUGAUGCAACUUUCCCCAAUAAGGCGCCUCCAACCUACGAUGUCCUGGCACAGAUGGAGUAUCUUGACAUGGUGGUGAAUGAGAUUCUCAGAAUGUUCCCAAUUGCUGUUAGAAUUGAUAGGUUCUGUAAGAAGGAUGUGGAAAUCCAUGGGGUGUCCAUUCCCAAAGGGACAACAGUGGCAGUGCCAAUCUCCGUGCUUCACAGAGACCCACAGCUCUGGCCAGAGCCUGAGGAGUUCCGUCCUGAAAGGUUCAGUAAGAAGAACAAGGACAGCAUAAAUCCUUACAUCUACCUGCCUUUUGGAGCUGGACCCCGAAAUUGCAUUGGCAUGAGGUUUGCCAUCAUGAAUAUGAAACUUGCUGUCGUCAGAGUCCUGCAGAACUUCUCCUUCAAACCUUGUAAAGAAACACAGAUCCCCUUGAAAAUAACCAGUCAAGGACUUUUAAGACCAGAAAAACCUGUUGUUCUAAAGGUUGUGUCCAGAGAUGGAACCAUAAGUGGAGCUUGACUUUCCCUAAAGACCUGGGCUUUAUUCUUCAAGGAGCUGUGUCCCAGAAUUUCAGGGGGUUUGAUUUACUUUGUAGUAAAACUCAGAAAUAAAGAUGGGCUUCAUCUGUUGUACCUGCUGGAUGA
Dama dama (fallow deer) is the source of this 1917-nucleotide messenger RNA. RefSeq names its product cytochrome P450 3A24-like. Gene Ontology annotation, biological process: steroid metabolic process; oxidative demethylation. Bases 332 to 1792 code for a protein of 486 amino acids. The record is from RefSeq and is a predicted model, not a curated record. Lineage: Eukaryota; Metazoa; Chordata; Mammalia; Artiodactyla; Cervidae. The transcript is spliced from 14 exons. Gene Ontology annotation, molecular function: oxidoreductase activity, acting on paired donors, with incorporation or reduction of molecular oxygen, reduced flavin or flavoprotein as one donor, and incorporation of one atom of oxygen; iron ion binding; testosterone 6-beta-hydroxylase activity.